Messenger RNA from Mercurialis annua (annual mercury), 3290 nucleotides. RefSeq names its product serine/threonine-protein phosphatase BSL1. The transcript is spliced from 20 exons. NCBI's taxonomy places the organism in Eukaryota, Viridiplantae, Streptophyta, Magnoliopsida, Malpighiales, Euphorbiaceae. Gene Ontology annotation, biological process: brassinosteroid mediated signaling pathway. Gene Ontology annotation, molecular function: protein binding; phosphoprotein phosphatase activity. The coding region runs from base 237 to 2894 and encodes 885 amino acids. The record is from RefSeq and is a predicted model, not a curated record.
UCCUUUUUUCUUUGCCCUUUCUUUUCGCGGAAAUGUCCAAUUCCAAAUUUUAAUUGCCAUUCAUUCCAUACUUUAUACUAUAUCGCAUUAAUAAUUUAAUAUUCCGGAAGAAAUGAAAAAUACGGUCUGGACCGUUUAACCCGCUCUAACUCCACCACCACCACCGCCUCUCACGGCGCCGUCGAUCUUAUCUUAUUGUAUUAACUGAUUAGAUUCAGUGGCGUUAAGAUUUAGUAAUGAGUUCGAAGCCGUGGCUUUAUCCGGCGCCUACUUACCGUCCCUUGGAAUCCUACUGGGAUACGGAGGAAGACGCUCCCGGUCCUCGGUGUGCUCAUACUUUGACGGCAGUUGCCGCCACUAAUACUCAAGGACCUCGACUUAUUCUCUUCGGCGGCGCCACUGCUAUUGAAGGCGGCGGUUCUUCUUCCGCUCCUGGCAUCAGAUUAGCUGGAGUUACCAAUUCAGUUCACUCUUAUGAUGUUGUCACUAGAAAAUGGACCAGAAUGCGACCUGCCGGUGAUCCGCCGUCUCCUCGGGCUGCUCAUGCUGCCGCGGCGGUUGGUACCAUGGUUGUUUUUCAGGGUGGGAUAGGUCCUGCUGGACAUUCUACUGAUGAUCUUUUUGUGCUUGACUUGACUAAUGAUAAAUUCAAAUGGCACCGAGUGGUUGUACAAGGACAAGGUCCCGGUCCUCGCUAUGGGCAUGUUAUCGACCUGGUUGCCCAACGCUUCCUUGUUACUGUCAGCGGCAAUGAUGGUAAAAGAGUUUUAUCUGAUGCAUGGGCUUUGGAUACUGCCCAGAAGCCAUAUGCAUGGCAACGCCUAAAUCCUGAAGGUGAUAGACCUUCUGCUAGGAUGUAUGCGACUGCUAGUGCUCGUUCAGAUGGCAUGUUUUUGCUUUGUGGCGGAAGAGACUCCACUGGCAUGGCACUUGGAGAUGCUUAUGGCCUCUUAAUGCAUAGAAAUGGUCAGUGGGAGUGGACUCUUGCACCAGGGGUAUCUCCUUCACCGAGAUAUCAGCAUGCUGCGGUCUUCGUUGGUGCACGAUUGCAUGUAACAGGAGGUGUCCUGAAAGGGGGGCGUUCGGUAGAAGGUGAUGCAGCUGUGGCAGUUUUGGACACGGCUGCUGGAGUCUGGCUGGAUAGAAAUGGGCUUGUAACUUCUUCAAAAACAAGCAAGGGGCACACUGAAUAUGAUCCUUCUUUGGAGCUAAUGCGUCGGUGCCGCCAAGCCGCUGCUUCUGUUGGUCUUCGCAUUUAUAUUUAUGGUGGUCUAAGGGGAGAUGUGCUUCUAGAUGAUUUUCUGGUCGCAGAAAAUUCACCAAUUCAGUCAGACAUUAAUUCUCCUAUAUUAACCUCUGAGAGAGCCUCAAGCAUAACAAGUGCCAGGAUAAACUCUGCUAGUUUAAAUCCUUAUGAUACUAUCUCAGAUGGCGGACUAGAGUUCCCUUCACCUGGUGGCAUCAGUAUGGACAAAAAUUCAAUGGAAAAACUUAGGGAGGCUUCCGCUGCUGAAGCGGAGGCAGCUUCUGCUGUCUGGCAAGCUGCUCAGGCAGCAUCUGCCAAUUCUGCUGAAGAAACAUCUGUGUCCGAUGACAACUCACAAGCUGCAGAAGGAACUUCUGAUGGUAGUGACAUUGAGGCUGAUGUUCGCCUUCAUCCUAGAGCUGUUGUGGUUGCUAAAGAGGCUGUCGGGAACCUUGGUGGGAUGGUUAGGCAAUUGUCACUUGAUCAGUUUGAAAAUGAAAGUAGACGAAUGAUUCCUAUGAAUAAUGACAUGCCAUAUUCUGCAAAAAAGUUCACUAGGCAAAGGUCUCCUCAGGGUUUGCAUAAGAAGAUUAUUUCCACAUUGCUUAGACCUCGGAACUGGAAAGCCCCUGCCAAUAGGAGGUUUUUCCUGGAUUCUUAUGAAAUUGGUGAGCUUUGCUAUGCUGCUGAACAGAUCUUUAUGCACGAGCCAACAGUUCUUCAAUUGAAAGCUCCAGUAAAAGUUUUUGGUGAUCUUCAUGGGCAAUUUGGUGAUUUGAUGCGUCUAUUUGAUGAAUAUGGAUUUCCUUCCACUGCAGGAGAUAUAACGUACAUUGACUAUUUAUUUUUGGGAGAUUAUGUCGAUCGAGGGCAGCAUAGUUUGGAAACUAUUAUUUUGCUUCUAGCUCUCAAGAUUGAGAAUCCUGACAAUGUUCAUUUGAUACGUGGCAACCAUGAAGCUGCUGAUAUAAAUGCACUCUUUGGUUUUCGUCUUGAAUGCAUUGAGAGAAUGGGGGAGAGUGAUGGUAUAUGGGCAUGGACACGUUUCAAUCAACUAUUCAACUAUCUUCCACUUGCUGCACUUAUUGAAAAGAAAAUCAUAUGUAUGCAUGGUGGCAUAGGAAGAUCUAUUCAUUCAGUGGAGCAGAUAGAGAAGAUUGAAAGGCCCAUAACGAUGGAUGCUGGAUCUAUUGUACUAAUGGAUCUAUUAUGGUCUGAUCCAACAGAAAAUGAUAGCAUAGAGGGUUUGAGACCAAAUGCGAGAGGCCCUGGUCUUGUCACUUUUGGGCCUGACCGCGUAACGGACUUUUGUAAGAAAAAUAAGUUACAGCUCAUUAUUAGGGCACAUGAAUGUGUUAUGGACGGGUUUGAACGCUUUGCUCAAGGUCAAUUGAUUACGCUGUUCUCAGCAACUAAUUAUUGUGGGACUGCAAACAAUGCUGGAGCUAUACUGGUGGUUGGCAGGGGUUUGGUUGUGGUUCCAAAAUUGAUACAUCCCUUGCCACCGCCCCUUCAAUCGCCUGAAACAUCGCCAGAACGUGUCAUGGACGAUACAUGGAUGCAGGAGCUCAACAUCCAAAGACCGCCUACUCCAACUCGCGGUCGGCCACAACCUGAUCAUGACAGGAGUUCACUUGCAUAUAUAUGAUACUCCCAGACUGAUUUUUGUAAUUCAUGAGAUCAUUUGCAGAUUUCCCAUGUCUACAGGAAGCUCUGCUUGACCCUUGUCAAUUUCGAGCAAAAUAUUUCCCACUCGGCGAUGCUUGUGUUGUACUUUUAGAUUAUACAAAGAAAGAAGCAAAAAGAAAAGCAUUCUCAAAUUUGCCCAGCUUUAGAGAAGGUUUAGGGGUUAACCAAUGAGUGUAACAUAAUGUACACUUUAGUUUGAGCAGGGAUAGUUAUUACUGUUGAUAAUUUAUAGAGAAGGAAUAGUUCUGUGCAUUGUAAUAUAAACAGUUUUAAGAGGUUUUUACUGUAUAAUACGUUAAUAUUGUUUUUUCUUAAUUAUUCACAGUGAAUCUAUUGUGUUUUUUUCCGGGUUCAA